Sardina pilchardus (European sardine) is the source of this 3417-nucleotide messenger RNA. RefSeq names its product ras-related protein M-Ras. The transcript is spliced from 6 exons. Gene Ontology annotation, molecular function: GTPase activity; GTP binding; GDP binding. Bases 242 to 868 code for a protein of 208 amino acids. The record is from RefSeq and is a predicted model, not a curated record. Lineage: Eukaryota; Metazoa; Chordata; Actinopteri; Clupeiformes; Clupeidae. Gene Ontology annotation, cellular component: plasma membrane. Gene Ontology annotation, biological process: Ras protein signal transduction.
GGUUACAGCAAGAGUUUUGUUGUGUAGAUGAGCUUGGCCUCAGACUGAAUCGGGGCAUGAAAUAUGAUAUUAUUUAAACGUUUGUGUUUGGGCCAAAAUUGGACGUCUAAACGGAAGCCGUUCAAAGGAAAUGGUGAGACAAGAGGCGAGUGAACGCUGAGGGGCUGCAGUACACGCGUCGCACAUCAUCAGUUGGUUUUAGGUGUAGCUGUUGCUGCUGCCCUGCUGCCGACGUGUCGUCAUGGCGACCAGCGCGGUGCCCAGCGACAACCUCCCCACGUACAAGCUGGUGGUGGUGGGCGACGGGGGCGUCGGCAAGAGCGCGCUCACCAUCCAGUUCUUCCAGAAGAUCUUCGUGCCCGACUACGACCCCACCAUCGAGGACUCCUACCUGAAGCACACAGAGAUCGAUGGGCAGUGGGCCAUCUUAGAUGUCCUGGACACGGCUGGCCAGGAGGAGUUCAGUGCCAUGCGGGAGCAGUACAUGCGGACGGGCGACGGCUUCCUCAUCGUCUUCUCCGUCACAGACAAGGCCAGCUUUGAGCACGUGGACCGCUUCCACCAGCUCAUCCUCAGGGUCAAAGACAGGGAGUCUUUUCCAAUGGUCCUGGUAGCCAACAAAGUGGACCUGGUGCACCUACGCAAAAUCUCCUCAGAGCAGGGGCGGGAGAUGGCCACCAAACACUGCAUAACCUACAUUGAAACAAGUGCCAAGGACCCUCCCAUGAAUGUGGACAAAGCCUUUCACGAACUGGUGCGCGUCAUCAGGCAACAGAUUCCAGAGCGUGGUCAGAAGAAAAAGAAGAAAGCCAAGUGGCGAGCUGACCGACCUACCGGAUCUCACAAACUGCACUGCGUCAUCUUCUGAUGCCGUCACUACUCAAGUGUGUGUGUGUGUGUGUGUGUGUGUGUGUGUGAGAGAGAGAGUGUGAGUGUGUGUGUGUUGGAAGUGAGAGCACAGUACACAUGGACACACUUCUGUAUGUGUAUGUGAGAGCGAUCGAGAGUUUUGAAACUCUUCAGUAGUUAAAGGCACCCAGGCGAUGUCAGACAUGUGUGUGUGCGCACGAGCAUGUGUGUGUGUAUAAUUAAGGCACCCAGGUGAUGUCAGGUGUGUGCGUUUGUAUGCGCGCGUGCAUACAGUACAUGCAUGUGUGUGUGUAUAAUUAAGACACCCAGGCAAUGUCAUGCGUGCGUGCGUGUGUGCGCGCGCGAGUGUGUGUGUAUAAUUAAGACACCCAGGCGAUGUCAUGCGUGCGUGCGUGUGUGUGUGCGCGUGCAUGCAUGCAUGUGAGUGUGUGUGUGUGUAUAAUUAAGACACCCAGGCGAUGUCAUGCGUGCGUGCGUGUGUGUGUGUGCGCGCGCGUGCAUGCGUGUGUGUGUGUGUGUAUAAUUAAGACACCCAGGCGAUGACGGGCAUGGACUGUUACCCCACCGAGUGCCUACAUCCUUCAGGUCUCUCGUGGCCACUUUGAUCACGCUGCCUCUGGUUCUGCUCGGACCCGGAAGGUUCCACUCGGACCUGGGACGUUCCGGUUGGAACUGGCGAGGUCUACGCCACUCGUCUAACACAUCGGAUAGGAUGGGGGAGGGGCUAAGAUUAUUCCCACCCCCUCAACGCGAACCCUUUCCCCAAACCCCCUGGAACCGUCCUACCAAUGGACCUCAGUAAGGCAGGACCCAUCCACUUACACACACACACACACACACACACACACAUAUUAUAUCUGAAGAGGCCUUUCUCUUGGUUUGGGUUGUGUUGGCGUUGUGUCUAUGUUGUCGUUUGCUGUAUGCGAGGGCAGGACCUCAUCAUCUCUGCGAGGCCCUCAUCAGUAUUCUGGCCUCCGACCAAUGGGAUGCCUGCGGAGCUCGGCCUCCAGCCAAUGGGAAUCUUGCGCAGCUCAGUCUCCGGCCAAUAGGAAACCUGCACAUCUCAGCACUGCCCCUGAGCUAAGCCCAAGGCAAAGGGUGAGGGGAGGAGAGAGUGAGGAAGAGAAGAGGGUGAAAGGAAGAGAGAGUGAGUGGAAGAGAGAGGGAGAAAAGAAAGAAAGAAAGAAAGAAAGAGGAUGUGGAUGUUUGCAUUAGGAUCAAGAGGCCUGCCAGCACGGCGUAGGAAGAACGAGAGAGUUGAAAAGAGCAACAAGGAGUGCGACUGAACCCAUGAUCAUGGCAGAACAGAGAAGCAGGGAACAGGAUGGAGAGACGGACAGACAAACUGUGAGAAACAGACAGAACGUGUGAGAAAGACAGCCUGGCAGAUGGAGAAGGAGAGAAAAAUAUGAAGAGAGAGAGGGGGGGGGAGAGAGAGAGGGAGAGAAAGCUUGAGCCUGCGAGGUCUUGGAUUCCCAAAUGCAUUCCAGCUGGCUGCUGGGCUUUAGACAGUGUGUCAAAGUCUGGGCCAAUGCCAAAGUGCAGCCUCAAAGUUCGACUUUGUGUGUGUGUGUGUGUGUGUGUGUGUGUGUGUGUGUGUGUGUGUGUGUGUGUGUGUGUGUGUGUGUGUGUGUGUGUGUGUGUGUGUGUGUGUGUGUGUGUGUGUGUGUGUGUGUGUGUGUGUGUGUGUGUGUGUGUGCGCGUGUGUGUGUGCGUGUUUGGCUGAUUGCUGGAUAAGCAUUUGUUUUUGUUGUCACCUGUCUGAAACACUUGAUGUACUAUUUUGAACAUUUUGGGCUUGUAAACAAACAAACGAACAAACAAAAACAAAACAAAAAAAAAACAGAAAAAUAAACGAAAAGUAUGUCGCUUGCUAAAAAACGGUAUUCUGCAAAUGUCUUGAAGUGCUUUACAUUACAUGGAUUAUAUUUGACUCACGAGCUAGAGGGCUGUUCAUGAUAUUGGACUAUUUGUUAAACCAAAUGAGAUGAAUUUGACCACCUUGCCAUACCUGUUGAGUGGUCUGAUGGAACACGAAGGUUGCUGUCAUUUCUUACUGUUGUUACUGUUGUUGUUGUUGUUGUUUGUCUUUAUCAGAAAAGGUGUAUUUUGAUGUUUCACUGGCACCGGCAGCUUGGUGGUUUACUUUGUCCUGUUGAAUCAAGGUGUGUGUGUGUGUGUGUGUGUGUGUGUGUGUGUGUGUGUGUGUGUGUGUGUGUGUGUGUGUGUGUGUGUGUGUGUGUGUGUGUGUGUGUGUGUGAGAGAGAGAGAGAGACAGUGUGUGAGUGUGCCCAUGGGAAAUGGUGCAAGGAUGUGGUUAUUUUUGUUUGUUCGUUUCUUAGCGGUCAACAUUUUUGCUACUGUCUUUUUUUUCAUCAUUAUUUCUUUAAUAAGUAAUUUAUUGUUAUAAAUAUUACUACACCAACAUAUUUGAAUUUUGACUAGCAGAGUGCCAGGCUCACUAUGAACUUGUGGAAAAAAGGGAUAUACUUGUUAUUCAAAAAUUCAGGUUUGUAAGUAAACUAAUAAACUUGGUUGUUCAAAGGA